Messenger RNA from Hibiscus syriacus, 822 nucleotides. Its product is annotated as transcription factor WER-like. NCBI's taxonomy places the organism in Eukaryota, Viridiplantae, Streptophyta, Magnoliopsida, Malvales, Malvaceae. The record is from RefSeq and is a predicted model, not a curated record.
AUGAGGUGUGCGGUCCUCUUUCAUCUUUUAGAGUCUUCUAUUGAGGCGGUGGUGGCGUGGCAGCGUUGGAGUGGACCAUCUGGAGGCGGCGGCCAGAAUAGCCCUAGGGUGAAAGAAGGUGAAAUUCCAUACAAAAAAGGGUUAUGGACAAAGGAGGAAGACAGAUUACUCAUUGAUUAUGUCAAGGUCCAUGGAAAAGGACAAUGGAAUAAAAUAGCCAACAGAACAGGUUUGAAGAGAUGUGGGAAAAGUUGUCGGCUAAGGUGGAUGAAUUAUCUGAGCCCCAACAUUAAAAAGGGAGAAUUCUCUGAGGAGGAAGAAGACCUUAUCAUUAGACUUCACAAGCUUCUUGGAAACAGGUGGUCUUUGAUUGCUAAACGGGUUCCAGGACGAACUGAUAAUCAAGUGAAGAACUACUGGAACAGUCAUUUGAGGAGGAAACUAGGAAUCAAUGAUCAAAAUGAGAAAAGGGUCUAUUUUCGUCAAAGUUCAAAGCAAGUGAAAGCGGGUGAUGAUCAUCAUCAGGCAGCCGUGGAUCCAAGUCCUGGAGAUGGCAUCACCAGUACUGAAACCAUUGAAAUAACAGUGGAUCAAAGCACCCAGCAAGCCAUUGAUCAUAGGGUCUUAAACGACACUCAAGAAUCAAUGGCCAGCACCAGUUAUAUGACCACUUCCUGGAUUCCUGACGCUGAUUAUGAGCUAAGUACACUUGCCAUGACUGACCACUUCAAUGGAUAUUCUUCUUUCGAUCUUGCUUAAUAGCUACAAACUGUAACUACAACUAGGGUAUUAUUUUCGGGUAUGGAUGCUUGUCUAACAUGA